This is a messenger RNA of Chaetomium fimeti, 1001 nucleotides long. RefSeq lists its product as uncharacterized. The transcript is spliced from 4 exons. Bases 111 to 683 code for a protein of 190 amino acids. The record is from RefSeq and is a predicted model, not a curated record. NCBI's taxonomy places the organism in Eukaryota, Fungi, Ascomycota, Sordariomycetes, Sordariales, Chaetomiaceae.
UUACUUCCUCUCUUCUUCCUCUUCCCCCAUAACCGCAUUUUCGUAAAUUCCAUCCAUCCAUCUCUCAGCAUCAGUUUCCCGCCAACCGAGAUCCAUUCGCACUCCUCACAAUGCGUCAGAACGUCCUCCUCCUCGCGCUCUCGGCGGCCACCGCCGUCACCGCCCAAGAGCGCAACUUCACCAUUGACAUCAGCGCCGUCGAGCCGGCGACCAAAGCCGGCUGGUGCGGUGCGCAAUAUAACACUUGCCGCCUGCUCUGCGACGGCAGGCCGACCAAAAAUGACUGCGAUACCAGCACCCUAGAGUACAAGUGCACAUGCUCCGAUGGCACUGCGCCCGAUCUCGAGAACUACAUCCAGACCGUCCCGACUUUCAUCUGCGAGCGAGCCUUCGAGGAGUGCAUCGCGGCUAACACGGCCAGCUCCAGGGCUCAGGAUGAGUGCGAGACCAACAUCAAGAGCGAGUGUGGCGACCUGGAUCCCACCAAGGCUCAGGCCAACACCCCCUCGGAGGACUCGACGACCAGCGCUGGCUCAUCUCCCACCGACAGCCCGUCUGGAUCUGCCGCCGAGAACGCUCCUGCCAACACGUCGACUUCCACUGCUGGUGCCGUCCCCACCGCCGCAUACGUCGGCAACGGCGUCGCUAUGGUUGCUGCCGGUGUCUUCGCCGCCAUGCUCUAGUAAGCACAGCAGUGUGAGAGGGUGGCACUGAGCCUAUGCCGCACAGCGUUUGGCCAUCGUGCACAAGUAUCGCGUUCAUAGGCGUCGAUCUUGUUCUUGUAUUGAUUUUUGUCUCGAUUUUCCUCUGGACAGGCUUUUGGGUCGGCGACAGCAGGACCUGCAGGUACAUAACCCGCCGCGACGGACUAGAUCCGCAGUAUAAAGGGCCUGAUGUGCACAGGAGGACGAAGUUGCGGGAGAUGAAAGAGGGUAGCGCCGAGGUGAACGGCUUAAUUGAGGAGGACGGAGAGAGAGAGAGAAUGAGGGUCUGGAGAAGGU